AUGCCUCAUAUAUCACUGCGCUGGCUUCUGGGCUCGGGAGCACUGCUUCUGGCACUAUUUGCAAUUGUCUUUGACUCGUUCCAAGCAUUCAUACUAUAUGAAUAUGACUUCAACCUACCAAAUGCUAUAUUCGCGGCUCCUGUCGUCGUGGAUCCGCGGCACGAUAUUGAGUAUAAAGGCAGCCUCGCACCGGGCGUCGAGCAUUUCCAAAACAUCUUUUAUGCGCAAGACACAUCGGGCCAGAACCGCUUUGCUCGGCCGGUCCCGCUCCGGUACGCCCGGGGCUCCGUCGUCGACGCCACAAAGGAGGGCGCCUGGUGUCCGCAGGGAACCGGCGACGUGCUGCCCUUUACGAGCCGGGUGAGCAAUAUCAGCGAGAACUGUCUCAGCCUGCGCAUCGCCCGGCCACGGGGCACCAAACCAGAAGCCAAGCUCCCCGUCAUGGUCUGGUUGCACAGCGGCGGACACGCGCUCGGCUCCGCGUACGAGGUCCUGUACACGCCGGACGGCAUCGUGCGACAGGCAGCGACUGACGGACGUCCUCUCAUCUUUGUCGCUAUCAAUUAUCGCCUCGGCAUUUUCGGGUUCGCAACCAGUGAGGCGUUGCGUGAGGCCAAGCAGACCAAUGUCGGACUCCGGGAUCAGCGCGCAGCCCUCGAAUGGGUGCGCGACAAUAUUGAGAUAUUUGGGGGAGAUCCAGAGCAGGUGACGGCCAUUGGGCAUAGCGUGGGAGCCAGCGAUAUUGGCCUACAUUUGACCUCGUACGGCGGAACCAAGGGCGUGCCGUUCCAGAGCGCCGUCAUGAUGUCUGGUUCCCCGGGCGUCAACUUUAAUACGAUGUCGGACCUUGUGGCUAACAACACAGCCGAUGUUGCUCGAAAGGUUGACUGCAUCGAGGGCAGCGGUAGUCAAUCCCCCGAGACGUUGGCCUGCUUGCGUAAUGUUCCUUUUGAAAUACUCACCAAUGUCUCGGUCACUGCCGCUCGUACGGCCCGCCCAAUGUUUGGCGAGGGCUUCUUUCAUCCUACGUACGAUGAUGAUUUUAUUCUCGAUCGAGCAUCACAGCUUAUACGCGCCAGAAAAGUCGUCAAGGGUGUUCCGAUUAUUGCGUCUUGGACCACCAAUGAUGGGGCCUGGUAUCCUCGGCCCACAACAUCGACGGACGAAGAAGUACUUUCAAGCUUCAGUCUCUGGCUCAUCGGUCUAUCCGAGUCCACAAAGCAGAAGCUCCUCGGGCUCUAUCCCCUCAAAGAUUUCAAGGCAAUGGUACGACCAGACCACGACAGGGGCGUCUCGCCACAAUACUACCGCGCCGCGCAACUCAGCCGCGACCUCUGGUUUACCUGCCCGGUGCUCGACUUUGCGUGGCAGUACCUCAAGCACGGCGGCGUCGAGCCAUCACAGGUGCGCCUAUACGAGAACAACAUGACACAGUUCACGCCCAUCUACGAAUAUGCCAUGAAGGUGCCCAUGUGGCGUGUCUCCCACCUGAGCGACAUUCCGUACGUGCUCAAUAUCCAAAAGCUCCCCAAUGCGGACAAUAGUCGUCCCCAACUGGAGAGAGCCCUGGAGGUUAGUCGGCGGAUCGUCAGGUUUGUUACUACGGGAAGUGCAGACGAGGACUGGCCAGCAGCUUUUGAUGGCGUGACCAAGACAGAGCUGGAGAGCGAGUCACCCUCAAAGAUCUCGCUUGAGCUGUUCAUGCCACACGGCUCCUUUCCUGUGACGUCCCUCAGGUCUCAAGAAAGCUCUACAGUCAGCGAGACUGAAGCCAAUUUGGAACAGCUGUUCCAAAGGUGUGAUUUUAUUAAUAGCCUAGAGGUUCGAAGGGAAAUGGGAGUGUAA
This is a messenger RNA of Pestalotiopsis fici W106-1, 1845 nucleotides long. RefSeq lists its product as uncharacterized. The transcript has a single exon. The coding region runs from base 1 to 1845 and encodes 614 amino acids. The record is from RefSeq and is a predicted model, not a curated record. Lineage: Eukaryota; Fungi; Ascomycota; Sordariomycetes; Amphisphaeriales; Sporocadaceae.